AUUUAUAUUAAAGUUGCAGUACAUUUUGAAACAAAAUAAUUUUGAUUUUCGUUAAUAAAAUAAAGUAAAUAAUCAACUGAUUAAUAUUAAAGUUCAAACUUACAAUAAUCAAUGAGUUACUUAAAAUGUGUAAUUGUUUCAGGGACACAUCUGUACAUUUUAUUCUCCGUGUACUACCUCUCCAAGGUGCACGGACAUCACUCUGCAUUGUUGCAAAUGUGAGCGACCGAUUGAUGAGCAUGUGACGUUCCGUCCUGGCCCUUCGGCUGGCUGUCUAUAUGUCUCUCUGGCUACAUGUCCGCUUUCCGGCCUGAAAGUGUGUCAAAUAAAGUGCUAAAAGAUUUAUGCCCUGCACCUCCUUUUCCAGCUGGGUCGCUGCUGCCCUUCCUCUCGGCGACUCGUUCGUUCUCUUGCUGUCUAUUGCUCUCAAUAAGUGGCACAAAGGACGAACGACAGGCGCUCACCGCAGGCUUAAGUGUCUCUAACUGCCAGACAGGACACCAACUGGAUAUCUGCCUAUAUGUGUUCUUCAGUCUUUGUGAGUGUGCUCUGCUGCAGUUUUUCACCGGGUUUUUCCACUCCUGGGCUGCUGGUAAUGUCCUUUCCACCCAGGUCAAUUUAGAGCUGGAAUAUCCUGUUUUCCAUUUCGUCUCUUGAUUUCUUUUAGUUGCUUAUGCAUAGGUUUCGUAUGAAGUCAGACUAAUCCAGUCUAUUGUUAAGCUUGAAGUUUAAUGCAGAAGCAAAAACAUAAUGAAGUAACCAGAAAGAAACAUGAUUAAGAUAACAAUUGUGUUUGUAUUAGAAUAUUUUUGUAACAUAAUGUCUUUAUGAGGAAUUCAAAAAUAAAUAGGGCUUAAAAAAAUGUAAGGACUUUGUUGUUACAAAUUAAAUGGUAAAAUAUAAAAUUUGAAUAAUAAUUUUAAUAGGUAUCUUUAAGUUAUUUUUUAUUAGUGUAAAGAUUUACUUGACAGCUAUUUCUCUUCUAUCUAAAAUUAAGGUAUUUUGUUAAUAAAUUCUUUGAAAGCUACCAGAAAGUUCUAGUUCAUCCAAAUAACGUUUAAUAGAACUUUAUACCCCCGCCGUUAAGUGAGGAUAUAACGAGCCAAAAAUUGAAUUGAUUUAGCUAGUAAUUUCGAAACACGCAACCUUCGCAGCUCACAGUGGUGCCAGCAAAUGAAUUAUUGCGCACUAAGAUUUCGCCGCCGUCCUAUCGUGCUACUAUAACCCCUCCCCCCGCACUGUGUCACACAGAUACACACAUCUACAAAGGGCUCCAGGGCCGCAGGGAUGUCCUGCACCACCCACUUUUCGUUGUCCUUCGUUCUGCAGUCCAGGGACGCGCUUGAAAGGCAAGAAAAACGUGAAAAUAGUGAAAUCCAAAACGCGGCAGAGACGCUGGAGGCCAAAACGAAAUCGCGCGGCAGUCGAGAGCCUCCAACUAAUGACAAUAAGGCGCGAACUGGGAAAAUCCCCUUACCAACCCAGCGCAAACCACCCACCCAAUAUCACGCAUACGCCGCCUUGCCUCGGGUCCCUAACAAAAAUAUCACGCAUACGCCGCGUUGCAGCAGCGAAAUCAAAACAUAAACCCAAAUCCAGUGACUGCAUCGGGUUUUCCUGAGCGCGUGACCAAAACAGAGAGAUGGAGAGAGCGCAGAGAGAAAAUCUCUCUCUCACUCACGAAGGAGUUUCCCCACCAUCAUCAUCAUCGUCUUCAUCAUCAUCAUCAUCAUCACGAUGAACAUAAAUGCGACGUCGUGUGCUAGUUGGAAAUUGCAUUUUCCUUCAGUUCUGUUUCAGUUUCGAGUCCGUGCAGUCGUGUUGGCCGGAGUGAAAAGUGCAGAGGAAAAUUUGCAAGAAGAAAAAAAAAAAAAACAAAUAGAGGAAAUAGAAAUAGAGAAAAGUAAAUAAGCAAACAAGUGCAGUUUUGCAGGGAGAGUGUGUACGGAAAAGGGAGACUAGUCCCUCAGACCUAGCAUAGAUACCUACAUUUUUGGUGCGCCAAAACACGUAGUGCUUAAAAGUCCUGAAAAAGCAGAGAAACACUGAAACACUGAAACAACCGCAACCAUGUCGACGCUGCCCUUCCUCCUGAGCGUCGCCGACGAGCUGGACAACAUACACUCGCAGUCCUACAUGGAUGACUUUGGCCUGGGCUUCCAUCCGCACCGCCAGUACUAUCGCACACCCACCAUCCAACUGUCCCUGCCCGCCAGCACGGACUGGACGGGAUCGGGAUCGGGUCGGGACUGGUCUCAGGCAGCGGGCCACAGGCACACUCGCUAUCGCAGCUACAAGUUCUACGACGACUCGCAGAACAACCUGGAGGAGGAGGAGCCGCCGGUGGAGGAGCAUCUGCCGAUGGAGCAGGUGUCGCUGCCCCAGCAGCUGGUCCCCCAGAACGACCAGACGAUAUCGGAGGCCCAGCCGUCGAGUGCAGUCGCCACUGCCGCCACCAAUCGCAAGGGCCUGGGCAUGGUCAACUCCCACUCGCAUGACGUGGGCGUGGGCGGUCUGGGCCUGAAUCUCAAGGCCGGCGAGGAGGAGGACGAUGAGAACAUCGAUCGCACGGUCCGCAUGUACAACUUGUCCAAGAAGUGCUGCAAGAACUACUAUCGCCAUGCUCUGGAGACCGGACCCGGCGCCAGUGGCAAGGUCAAGUGCAGCAACCUGCGCUCCGAGAGCCACAAGUCCAGCUCCAGCUCGGAGGAGAGCCUCCAGAAGAUACCCUCGCCCAUUGAGUUCCUCACCUGCUUCCUGGUGAAGAAGUCCCGCACCCCCAAGGCCAACGCCCCAGUGGGCCAGCCGCUCAAGAAGACAUAGAACACGGCCCGGCUGCUGCCAGCAGCGAUGUCCGCCAGGACCUCCACCAUCAGCUCCACGGCCACCGGUGGAUCCGUAACGCAUGCGACCACGGUUACGGAUACCACGGCCUCGAAGCGGCGGAGCAACUGCUUCUGAAUGUUGGCCGGAGUCGGAGUCGUCUGUGGCCAGGCCUGGAGUUGGCUUCAGAGGUGCGGCGAGCUGCCCAGCUCGGAGCCCGCCUCGUUGCCCUCCACGCGUCUGGGCAGGAUCGCCUACUAGGCCCACUCGCCCGACUCCGAUUCGCAGUCAGAGGUAUAUACUUGGGGUUUUAACGGAGUGCUUGGUGAAUGAUUUUGCACUGAGGUUACCUCUGGCUUGAACAUUGAGGUUAAUGGAAUUUAUCGAAAGGGAUUUUGAAUGGUAAGGGAUUUCAAUUUGCACUGGAAAAAACUUUCGCCUGGUAAUAAGAGUGAGGAAAUUUUUUGAAUAGGGUUUUAGUUCUAGAAACUAUUGUUCUAAUUUUAAUUGUCAAAUUUCUUUAAACUUGCAUUUGAUUUAGAAUUUAGUAACAAUUAUUGCUCCUUUAACCAUAUAGUAAAUAGUAUUUUCAAAUUAAAACUGCAGGUAACAUUUGCAGGAAAGAAAUAGAAGCAUUUACAUUUUUGUUGUUUUAUUAACCAAUUACACCACAUAAAUAAAUGGAGAAUUGGCUCUGGAAGCCGGUGUUUUUUUUAUCAUUUUAUAAAAAUUGGAAUUGGUUUUACCAUUUCCCUGUAAUUAUAAUUAUAAUCAAAUUCUUAUUAAAGUAGACAUUUUUGUAACAUAUACGCCUAGAAUAUUUGCGGGAAUUCUUGAUAAUUUAUUUUGGCUGCAGAUUUUACAUUUAAUGCAUUCCCUUUUUAAUGCAUAUUUUAAAACUUCGUUUAAUUCCAUUUCCCAGUGCAAACAUUAUCUAACCACAAUUUGCAAGCAACUACAGGCCAAAAGCAAAUCAAAGCUUAAAGCUAAAAAUAAUAUUACCAAGAAUUAUACAAGUAAGUGUAUUCAAAAUAUAGAACAUAAAAAGGGAAACUAUUCAACCAACACCGAAAACUUUUUGCAAAACCAAACACACUCAAUUUUUAAAGCCAGAUUUAUACCAAAAAAAUUAAGAUACCAAGAAUUUGUUAAGCAACAAUUUUUUAUACAAUUUUUUGAUACCAAGCAACAGAUAUAACUUAUAUAUGGAUAUUAUAUUAAUACUGGGAAAGUUUGAUUAAAUCAAGGAAUGGAAAUUCGAGCUAAACCAAAACCUGUUAGGUAAUUCUUAUGUUUUUAUUUGAUUUAAGGUAAUUUUUUAAUGGAGUUACAAUGCUUUCAGGGAAACUUUUAUAAACACCUAUUGCCAACAUAAUUCUAAAUAAGGAUUGGCUUGAUUGCAAGCUUUCUACUUGCAAUGGGAAGUUUAGUCAACUCGAGGUCAAGUGUCGACUUAGAUUUGAAGUAAAUCUAGAGGGGCGAUGAGGUCUCAGUUCGAUAAUGAAAAUUUUUGUUUUUUAAACCCCUUUUAAGGUAUUGGUUGAGCUUGACAUUCUUUACAAUUUUAUAAAAGCUGUUAGCUGUCUUAAGCCAAAUAAAUUGCGGUUUAAUUUAAUAGGUCUUCUGACACUCACACAAAAAAACAAAAAUACACCAAAAGCAAUGUUUCAUUUUCACACAAACACAGGAAAAUGUUGUUUUCUACUAUUUUUGCCAGCUAACUGAAAAAUGUUGAAAAAAAGGAAAAUUUUCAGUAUAGCUGGGAAAAGUUUUCCACAAUGUCGGCAAGUGUUUGUGCUAAAAUGGUGAGAGGUGGGGGUGGUGGGCCCUAUGAAAAGUGAAACAUGCUUUCAAUUUCCUUUUUUCGGAGGACUGUAAACAAGUCAAUAGCAAACUACGGCAAAGGACAAACACACAGAAGACCUUGGUCCCAAUUUCAAAUUAGUAAAAAAGCAAAACAGAAUAAAAGGCAUCGCAAAAAGAUUUUGUAGCAGAAUUGCAAACGGAAAAGUUUGGCGGGGCGUGAGUCUAGUUUAAUGCUGGAAAAGAGGUAUAACAGAAUAAAUAUAUAUUUAUAGUUUUGUAGUCAGAUAUUCUCUUGCGUGUUCUAAAUGUAUUCUAAAUGUUGAAAACUAAAAUAUUUCAAAUGUAUUUACAACUAAUCAAGAAGAACAUUUUAUAUAUAUAUGUAUACUAUAUGUAGUCACACUGUUUGCACUUUUCAGAGUUUAGAAUCGAAACAUUAAAGAAAAAUACGAUAAAUAUAUAUAUAUGUGUAUCGCAAAACUCAUAUCUUUAACGCAACACAAAAUAUAAAGUCAAAAGUCAGCAUCAUAUCUCUCGGAUAAAUGUAAUACCUAAGAGCUCCAAACCAAAAUCAUAUAUGCCCAAAGAAAAUGUUAAUAAAAAUUACCUAGCUGUAGUUUGGACUAACGCUCUUGAAGCACUUUUAUCUAGAUGGAAAAGCAUUUUAACAUAGGCCAACUUAGCCAUCACUCAUUUAACCGAUAUAACCAAAGUAAUUUAGACGUUCCUCAGAACACGAUCAUUUGCAUUGCAAAAGAAAAUUGUCGUAACUACAUACUUUAUCAAAGAACAAAACACUCAACGCAUAUCAUUCCGAUUCAAUAGAUUUCAGCAAAAUCGUAAUCAACUUGAGAUUCAAUAAAUAAAUAUGGAAUAAAAUAAA
Messenger RNA from Drosophila rhopaloa, 5512 nucleotides. RefSeq lists its product as uncharacterized. The transcript has a single exon. Bases 2071 to 2823 code for a protein of 250 amino acids. NCBI's taxonomy places the organism in Eukaryota, Metazoa, Arthropoda, Insecta, Diptera, Drosophilidae. The record is from RefSeq and is a predicted model, not a curated record.